Molecule: messenger RNA, 4904 nt
Organism: Aplysia californica (California sea hare)
Lineage: Eukaryota; Metazoa; Mollusca; Gastropoda; Aplysiida; Aplysiidae
Product: serine/threonine-protein kinase PLK4
Exons: 19
Coding region: 458-3727 (1089 amino acids)
Biological process (GO): protein phosphorylation
Molecular function (GO): ATP binding; protein binding; protein kinase activity
Source: RefSeq, a predicted model, not a curated record
CAAUAUAUUUCAGCAAAAUUCAUUUUGGUGUUUUAUAUUCAGAGAGCGUAUCCCUUUAUUUUCCAUUUUUUAAAUUCUGAUCAAACGUUAUUUAAAAAAGAAUACUCCUAAAAAGAUGGAAAAUUUUUCUGGGCUACUGCAAAUUUGUCCCAGCUGUUCAGGGCAAAAAAGUAUUCAUCCUUCUAAAAAUGAAAAUAAAAUUGUUAUAAUGACUUUUUUAAAUUUCAUAUUGUAUAAUUAUUAUUUAUCAACACUCUUUUGUUGAAUUAUUGUCACACUGUGACAUCCACCAUGACGUUAUAUUAACUGCAGAACUUCGUUGUUUUGAUGCGGCGCGCACUUCAAAAAUAUGGCAACGCGAAAUGAUGGGCGUCCAGUGCUGUUCAUGUUUUGAUGGCACCAUUAUGUUUGCAAUGUUUUUGGCACUUCUUGGGAUAUGUAAGGAUAUAAAGCCUGGAUGAAUCCGUCGAAAAGACUGAAAAUGAGUAGUGGGCCUGAAAACAUUGAGGACUAUCAAGUCCUCAACCUCCUGGGCAAGGGGGCUUUUGCCUGUGUAUAUAGAGCCCGCUCAAGCAGAACUGGAAUGGAAGUGGCUAUUAAAAUGAUUGACAAGAAGAUGAUGAAAGCAGCUGGCAUGAAUGCUAGGGUCAAGAAAGAAGUGGAAAUCCACUCCAGGCUGAAGCACCCUUCAGUCCUUGAGCUGUACAACUUUUUUGAAGAUGCCAACUAUGUGUACUUGGUGAUAGAGAUCUGUCACAACGGUGAGCUCCAGCGAUAUCUGAGGUCUCGGGCGGAGCCACUGUCUGAGGAGGAGGCGCGGCGACUAAUGCGGCAAACCGUGGAGGGCAUUCUCUACCUCCACUCCCACGGCAUUCUCCACCGGGACCUCACGCUCUCCAACCUUCUGCUCACCAGAGAUAUGAACGUGAAAAUUGCUGACUUUGGCUUGGCUACCCAGUUACAAGGACCAGAUGAAAAGCAUUUUACUAUGUGUGGAACUCCAAAUUACAUCUCACCGGAAAUUGCCAUGCGGUCGGCUCAUGGUUUAGAGGCAGACGUGUGGUCACUGGGCUGUAUGUUGUACACCUUCCUCGUGGGCAAGCCUCCGUUUGACACGGACGCUGUAAAGAGCACGCUCAAUAGAGUGAUCCUUGCAGAGUAUCACCUCCCGGACCACUUAAGUGCUGCUGCCAAAGACCUCAUACAGGCUCUGUUACGUAAGAAUCCAAAGGAUCGUCUCCCUUUAAGAGAGAUACUGAUCCACCCUUUCAUGAUAAUGAAGACAAGCAAAUCGAAAAAAGUAUCGCAGCAGAUGUCGGAGAUGUCUCUGGACAGCGGCAGAGGCACCAUCUCGUCCAACACCACAGGCAGUAGUGGGGCAGGGCGAGGCAUGAGGCCCAUGCCUGCCUACCCCCUGCGAUACGCGGCCCAGCACGCCCCACAAAUCGCGGAGACGGAGGAGUCUCGGCACAGCCACGACUCGGGCUCCGAGAGCCAAGCUGGGAACACCUGGUACAGUCACAGCUCGGCCAGCAGUGCAGCCGAACGUCACCCCCCUAGCCCACCAGUCAGGGAGAGGGACAGUGAAACGGAGGAGGAGCUUCGUAGGACUCACAUAGCCAUGAAAGACAGAGAGAGGGCAACUGCUGCCCGACGGCUAGACCCCAGACCUGAAGGACAUAGACGAGAGCCACCCGAUGGGGGCUCGGACACACAUAAAAAACUAGACUCGGGGAAUAGGGAUGGCAUGGGUGUGACUAAAACAAAACGCAGCCCGGAUGGUGAGAGGUACAAAGACCGGCAGAUAGGGCAAGCGUUUGACCCCAGCAAGUACGAGGACAAGGUCGGCGGAACCUUCCAGAACUCGCCCAGCUCCAGCUCGUGGUCGGUCUCGGGCUCGAUGCACAGCGCCCCUGCUGGCAGCCUCUACGAGCAGCACAUUCAGCUUUUGGCGUCAGCCGCGCCGGGCAACGUGGUGAGCAGCACAGAGAGAAGCUGCGGGGGCCAGCCCCCACCCACCCUGCUCCCCGAGGCCCCCCGCCGGCCGCGACCCCCGGCCCACAACCCCGGUUCGGUCAUGGUGGACCAGAGCGAGGUAGACUUCAGCCUGAACACCACCAAGAAAGUGCUGGAUUUUGACUCGGACUCGAGAGUGAACAGCCUGUACGGCUCACAGGCUCCUCAGGGGGGAGGGGGAGGUGGAGGCGGGGAACAGAUGUACUUUGACCCGGCUGAUCCGGACAGCAGACAGACCCAGGAGCUGCUCUACAAGGUUCACAACUACCUGGGCCAGCAGUGCAGGGAAGGGAAGAAGACGACUGACAGUGUCCCGGUGCAAUUCUCUAGUCCUGAUGCUGCCCGAACACGGGUGCAGUUGUCGGAGAAAGAAGUUCAGCGCUGCGUUCUGGCCAGACCCGACCCGCGACAGGACAGCCCACGUGGCAGCGGGGCCAACAGGUACCAGGGUCAGGGGAAGACCGACGGCGCGGACUGUGACAGUUUGACCAGUCCACUCAACACAGAGCGGCUCAGGCCUAUCAGACAGCGGACCAAGAACGUAGUGGUGCACAUCCUAGAGGACGGGUCUGUGUGUGUGGAGUUCCUCAAGCGCAAGGGACAGGAAGACAAAGUGAUGGAGGUUUUGUCCAUCUCGCACGAUGGCUCGCAGGUGCGAGUGUUUCAGCCGGAGGAUGGGAAAGGGGUCGUCGUGGUGGAGCAGCCACCUCCCCAGCCAGACAGGUGUAAGAUGUUUGACUUCUCCUGCCUGCCUCAGAAAUAUGUCAAGAAAUACUUGUAUGCGGCCAGGUUUGUGUCCCUGAUUCAGUCCAAGACGCCCAAAGUGACCAUGUACACACAGCGGGCCAAGUGCAUGCUGAUGGAGAACCAGCCGUGCCCAGACUUCAUGGCCGAGUUUUACGAUGGAGCCAAGUUUUCCUCUGGUGCUAAAGGAGUGAAGAUCAUAGAAAAAGAUGGCACGAGUCUGACACUGGAGUCUGCGGAGGUGAACCAGAGGCUGAGUGGAGAGACAAGAGAUAUUUUACAGUAUGUUCAACAGUGUCGCCAGCAGUGUGUUCAGCUAGAACAAGUCAUUUCCUCAGUGCAGUCCGCAAGCUCAAGAGCUGACCAGCUGUUUCCCGUUAUUGUUGGAAGACGGCCCGACCGGAGCUGCCUGGAAAGAACGGGCUCCAGUUCAGGCAGCAGCAGCAGAGGUCACGGGGUCAACGACACUCAGCUCUCCACCAUCCGACCCAAAGUACAGAUGUCCACGUUUGACGGGACGCUGACGAGCACCGCGGCCGACCAGACCCUGGACAACACACUACUGACCACUGCCUCCACCUCCUCCUCCUCCUCCUCCUCCUCCUCCGCCUCAUCCUCCUCGGGGAAAAAGAACGCAUCUCCCUCCUCGCGCCACGCCUCCUCCACCCAGCCCAGGUCCUCCUACGUGGUGCAGCAGAUGUUUGUCCCGGACAUCGGCUGGGCCUCGCAGACGGCCGCAGGGGAGGUUUGGGUUCGGUUCCAGGAUGGGACGCAGCUGGGUGUCAAGUCUACUGCCACGACGGUCACUUACGUCAACGCCUCUGGCAAAGUGCACAAAUUUCACCAGUCGGAUUAUCUGCCCGACGUGGUCAAGAGCAAACUGAGCAAACUGCCGCUGGUGCUGGAGACGCUACGGACCAAAUCUCCGCACACCCACACUGCCGGCUCUUCCACGUCACCGAGAUGAGGAAUACUGUUGGAAUAGUAUCAUCAUAUACCACACUGCAGAUUAUUCCCACGUCACCGAGGCGAGAAAUACUUCUCUGUCGCUGAGAUGAGCAGUACCGUAGGAAGCCCCACUGCUCACUGACUGCCAGCUUUUCCAUGUCUGUGGGCUGAGAAAUACCGUUGGGAUAGCAUCGUCAGAUACCCGUGGUUUUUUUUACCACAUCGCCUAGAUGAAAAGUACUUCUGGGUCACCGAGAUGAGAAAAUCCUUUGGAAUAGCAUCGUCAGACGCCUAUGGGUUUUGGUCCACAUUGGCUACACGUUAAAUACGUCUUGAGUCACCGAGACGAGAAACACCGUUGGAAUAGCAUCGCCACACACUCGUGGUUUUUCCACAUCAUGUACCUGAGAAAUACUUCUUAAUCGCUGAGAUGAGAAAUGCUGUUGUUCUCCACGUCACCGAGGUGAGAAAUUCCUUUUGGAUAGCAUCGCCAGACACUCGUGGUAUUUUUCUCACAUCGCCCAAAUGAGAAAUACUUCUGGGUCGGGUCACCGAGAUGAGAAAUGCCAUUGGAAUAGCAUUGCCACACACUCAGUUUUUUUCACAUCACUUAGAUGAGAAAUACUUCUAGGUCACCGAAAUGAGAAGUACUAUUGUUCUCCACAUCGCCGAAGUGAGAAAUUCCGUUGGGAUAACAUCACCAGACACUCGUGGUUUUUUUCCCACAUUGCCCAGAUGAGAAAUACUUUCGGGUCUUCGAGUUCGAGAUGGGAUAUACCGUUGGAAUAGCAUCACCAAAUAGUGCCGGUUUUUCCACAUCAUCGAAAUUGAGAAGUGCUGUUGUUGUGUCCACUAAACAGCAACUUCCGCCCUGACAGCGAGCAAGGACUGGCUCCCAAGGGGGUUUCUGUCAGGCGGACACCGGUGUUCUGUUGUUCUUCCAGGCCACGGAGGUGAGAAGUACUGUUGAAGCAGCUUCAUCGGACAGUGCUGCUUCUUCCACAACUCGGAGAUGAGAAAAUGCUGUUGUCAGAGCAGACACGCUUGUUGCUGCUGAUGUUGGUUUCCUGAUGUUCUUCUUGUUGGAUCUUUUUAUCUCAGUUCACCAGUUCACCAUUUUGUGCUAUUGGCUUUAUUCUGAUAUAUGUGAUGAUAAAGUGAGGAAUUGUGUAUACAUACUCUCUCCCCUUGUCUGU